Oncorhynchus nerka (sockeye salmon) is the source of this 5925-nucleotide messenger RNA. RefSeq lists its product as uncharacterized. Bases 1654 to 3081 code for a protein of 475 amino acids. The transcript has 19 exons. The record is from RefSeq and is a predicted model, not a curated record. Lineage: Eukaryota; Metazoa; Chordata; Actinopteri; Salmoniformes; Salmonidae.
UCUUCCCUUUGUUGGCCAGUGAUGGAUGGAGAAACUGAUGUCGGGAAUCCUCUGGAAACCUCCGCAAUCACCGGAAAUGAUGAGGAAUGAUGAGGAAUGAUGACAGCCGUAUGGAAGCAUUCCAGGCACCAGGAGGAGCCUGCCUGUCUGGACAGCACUUCCAGCCACCCUCGCUCUCUCUCUUGGCCUCGUGUUCCAACUUCCAUCCGUGACGUGUGCAGACCUGUCCCCCCUCCAUUCAGCCUGUUGGGGCGGAGAGAAAACCAAGAAUAUAGCUUGUGCAAACCUCAGAACAGGAAAUGCUUACAGAUACUGUGUAGAUGUGUAAGAGGAAUCUACAAGGAUCUUAUGCGUGGAGUGGAUGUCCAUGAUCCCCAAUGGGGUAACUUCAACAGAUGAUGUACGACGUGAUGAUACAAACGGGGGGUUCCAUAUCCUUCACCCAGACUGUAUCUACUGUAGAAUCACACUUCAAUACAGACGAUGUCUACGUGGCUUGCUGAACUUUGUCAACACAAAAACACUACACAUACACACAAUGUGAUUGAUGUCAGCUACUCCUGCAUCACCCUCCUGGACUGUGUCAAUGUAGACCACACUGCCAUAAGUGACUCACUAAUGGCCAAACUGAUGACCUGUAAUGGCCUUUCUGACAGCUAGAAGCAUUCAUCACCUUGGGUCAGCAGAAGAGACCACUGGUCUGGUGGAUAAGCAGGCCUUGGACAAGGACCAAGUCACCAAACGUCUUUAGUUAAUAGGUAGUACUGUGAGUGUUGAUUCAGUUUUCCACUAUUUGCUGGUGAACUGGUUACUUGCUAACUGAAUUAUGGGUUUGGUUGUUUUCAUGCUCAGCAUUUCUUUCCAAAAGACAAAGGAACUAAUGACAUGGAGUCAAGCAGAGGAGAUGCAAACUUACAAAACAUGAUAAGAUAUUAAGUAUAAGAUAUUUUGUUAAAGAAUAUUACAUGAGUGCCUCCCGAGUGGUGCAGCGGUCUAAGGCACUAAGGGUUCAAUCCGCGACCGAGAGACCCAUGAGGCGGCCUUUCAGGUAAAAUGACCUGAUCUUUCAGGUAACAUGUGUAUGAUUUGUGUGAUGUCUGUAACUCAACAUUAAUAUAUUCUCUGAACUGCCUAAGUGUUCUAUUGUCAUGAACCUUCAGGUAACAUUUGAUAUAGAUUUCUUGUCUAUACAUCCCAGUCACAUGGCAAGGAUGUCCUCUGGUUUUAGACUUACAGUAUUAUAUUACAUAAGACACAGGGGUUGGAGGUCGUUCUAAUACCACACUGGUUGGAGUUCAAGCAGUUCAUCAGGAUGUUGUUGCUUGUGGAUGUGUAAAGUGAGCCAUCAACGUUUGAAUGAUAUGACACAACUUCCAACCAAGUCAUUUCAAACCUUUUCUAAGUUUCCAUUGCCAACUGAACAGAAUACAUGUUCCUUGCUGUUAAACAGUGUCCAUCUAGCUCCCCAUCUUUAUAAAUUACAACUUUGAAGAAUAAAAGGCCCCAAAAAAUACACAAUGUUUAUUCUGUGCGUCAUAGUGUACGUACCGUACCAUAGCUCCUCCUCUGCUUAUAUAAACAACCAGGAAAUGCCUUUACUUUCUUUUCAAUUUCGCUGAACGUGGAGGUGGAUGUGUCAUCUCAGAACUGAACAUGUUUUUGUUUGAAGUGGGUUUUCUGGUUGCUGUUUUGCAAGUCUAUCCAACCUACGCUGUCGAGAAUCAAGCAUGUACUUCGGUGGAAAUUGAUUGUGAAAAAUUGAAGACCAGUGAUGGUAGAUACGUGUAUCUAUACAACAUUUCAGGUGUAUCUGACAUUGCGGUGUACAACAAUAGAGGGACUGCCAUUGCCAACAGUGGAGGGGACAAGCCAAUGGAAUUUGAUAAGAAUGAGGUGGUAACGAUGAACAACAGUUCAAUCACCCUCUAUAAAUGCCAACAUCUGACAAUGAACAUAAUUUACAUUGAUUCUACACAGCAGAAGACUGGAACUGAGUCUAAUGGUAAAGAUCCCUCAGUUAAGGAGAGAUGUUCCCAUUACAUUGUCACAGAGAUGAGGAAUGAGGUUGUGACAACUGCAUCUUUGAAUUCAACCAUCAUCCCAGAUGGAGACCAUCCUGAUUCAAACCGUGGUGACACUAGUUUGAUCUGGAAAAUCAUUGUUGGUGUUGUUGCUCUCGUGCUGGUCAUUGCUGGUUUGCUCUUAGUGUUUUUUUGUAUGUACAAACCUUGGAGAGACAAACAGUGCAACCAAGGCCACAGAGACGUGGAAGAGGGUCAGGGCAUUCCAGAACCAAACUCCAUUCCUCUGAUGCAGAAUGAGCAACGUGAUACCAGUGACCAAGGAGGUGAGCCAGGAGAGGAGAGCAGGCAGCCCAUGGACAAUGAAGAGACAGGCACUGACAACCCUCUGCUGAAUGGAGAUGCCAGUGGCCAAGGAGAGGAAGGUGUUCUAGGAAUGGAGGAUGGAAAGCCGCCAGACAAUGACAGAGCAGACACUGAAACCUGUCAGAAGACACAUGCUGAUUCCCAUCCACUGAAUGUACCCAAGGUUGUCAGGGUUAACAGCCAGACUGAUGACACACAGCUUCUGGGUCAACCUCAGAGCAAUGGACAUGUGCCAUAUAGAAGGGAAUCACACCUGACCAAUGGGGCUCCAGGUCAGGGUGCUGGUGAGACUUCACCCCUCCUCUGCAGCCCAGGAGAGGAAGGCGUGCUAGAAGGGCAGGACAGGAAGUCAGCAGACAGUGGGGGAACAGACCCUGAAUCCUGUCAGAAGACACAUGCUGAACCCCCUCUAGUGAAUGGACACCAAGAUGUCAGGGUUAACGAUGAGACUAAGGAAGCGACUCCUGGUGCACAGAGUUCAGGACCUCCUCAGAUGAAUGGAGGUCCUCCCAUGUCUAACAGAGCUGCAGAGGAGACCACUGCUCUAUUGGACAAACAGGCCUUGGACAAGGACCAAGUCACCAAACCUCCUGAGUUAAUAGACAAAGGACCUAAUGACAUGGAGUCAAGAGGGAGAACUGUAACAAACGGUGGACGUUUGUAUAAGAAAAGAAAACCUAACACCAUAUUAUAAGACACAGUAAUACUGUAUAUAAUAUACAUAUGAUAAGAUACACAUUUGUGACUAGCUUCAUCAUAAUCAGUCAUGUCAACCCCAAGGCACAUUCUGAAAAGUGUCUUUUACUGCUUUUCUAUAAUCUAAACAGUUUAUUAGGUUAAUUCUCUAUGCGACAGCUGUAACCUGGAUAAGUUAGGAAAUGUGUUCUAGUGAUAUCAGUUGAAAUUCCAAAACUGACCAAGACUUUUAGAUAAUAAUCAUUUAGAUAAGUUACCUACACGUUUAAUUACUAUUAUCUGAAAAUGAGUGUGCGGCAUAUGACUGAUUAUGAUACAACAAGUCACAUUUUAGCUAUACAACAUUAUAUAUCAAAUUCUGUGAAAGUAUGAUAAGAUCAUACACUAGUAUUGUAUACUAUACAUACAAGCAAUUAUAUAUAUAUAACAUACACCUGAAAAGAUGCUUAAAACGUUAACCUCUCUAGUAUAGACAUAUCCAAGGUCAUGAGGUCUCAUGUCUUGUGGAAAUGUCAAAUAGCUAAACAGUGACUAGACGUUAUUUAGAGUAGGCCUCAUUAUCACAGGGCCCAGUCUAAGAAGCUCUAUUUUACCAAAGCAAUUAUUCAUUAUUUCUGAAUUGAGAGUUAGCAUGUCAGUUAAAAUAACUUGCAUAAUUUGUCCCAUUUAACACAUGUAAUCCUACUUUCAGUAAAGAACGUUGAUGUUCCAUUUUAGACUCUAGAUGAUAUUACAUCAGACUUAAAUCACUGUAUUCAUAGGAAAUCAUAAUUGGUCAGUUCAAACAGGAAACACUUCAUAUGGAUGUUCUCUUUAUAAUGCAUUAUAGGAGCAUUAAUAACACCUUCUAUGCAUAAUGCAUCAGGAUGCACAGCAUAGGUGCUAAUAACUGCUCAUGAACAUCUAUAACUACAUAAAGCAUUAUCACCAGGAUGUGUAAUGCCUUAUGAAGAAAAGUAUUACUAUGCCAGAUGCCACAUUAGGAUCGUUAUUUUAUACAUUAUGUGCUCAUUAAGCUAAAAAGUAGUAAGUAAUUGCAAAGUUGCUAAUUAGCGAAAAUGCUAAAAUAUCCCGUGAUGAUAUUCGAACACGCAACCUUUGGGUUGUUAGACGUUCGCGUUAUAAGUCCGCCCAUCCGAAACCAAAGCAUAGAUUACUGUCUGAGCUUGUCCAUAGACUGUUUACGGGGUAAAGAAAGCAAAUGAUAUUUUGUAAUUAGGGUGAACUAUCCCUUUAACAGGAGUGCGGAACUCCUACGUGAAGUCGUUACAGUAUAGCCCUCUGACACAUUUUCCUAAAGAGUCUUUCAUGAGGUCAUACCACUUAGCUUCAUAAUCACAAGGCAUUAUGCUGCCUGCUUAAAAUGCUGAAGGAAUAUAGACAUGUAUCAGCCAUUAGUGCCAAUGUCAUGCAAUAUGAUGUAUAAUGCAUAGAUUACAAGGUGUUAUAAAUACACUUAUCACACAUUAUGAAGAGGGUAUUCAUAGGAAGUGUUACCUGCAGUUCUUGCGGAAGGAACUGUACCCCACAUCCCCACCUACUAGUGACAUUGUGAAAAAUACCACAACUUUAGACAGGAAUUGUGUAGCUAUGUUGACAUUUAUGUUCACAGUUUCAUUAGAAUAUUUAUUUCGGUCAGAGUGUCUGUCAGGUCAAAUGACUUAGGCGAAUGACAUACCCAUAUACAUUGACAUCUUAUAACCUUAGUGUCUGAAAAGGUUCAUUUUCUUCAUCUUUUGAUUAUGUUAAUUUGACUUAUUUGUAAUGUAUUUCAUGUCAUGUAUGUGGGUUGGUCCCAUACUGUUAUGAAUGGUUUUCACCUGAUGCUUUUAUGGUUAGUUACCUUACACAUGUAUUUAGUUUUAUUUAUGACUUUUUCAUGACCAAUUUACACUCAGUGUACAAAACAUUAAGAACAUGACAGACUGACCAGGUGAAUCCAGGCGAAAGCUAUGAUCUCUAAUUGAUGUCACUUGUUAAAUCCACUUCAAUCAGUGUAGGGGGAAGGAGACAGGUUAAAUACGUUUUUUUCUAAUCCUUGAGACAUGGAUUGUGUGUGGGUGCCAUUCAGAGGGUGAAUGGGCAUGACAAAAGAUUGAACUGCCUUUGAACGGGGUGUGGUAGGUGCCAGGCUCACUGGUUUGAGUGUGUCAAGAACUGCAACUCUGCUGGACUUUUCACUCUCAACAGUUUCCCAUGUGUAUCAAGAAUGGUCCACCACCCAAAGGACACCCAGCCAACUUGACACAACUCUGGAAAGCUUUGGAGUCGACAUGGGCCAGCAUCCCUGUGGAAAGCUUUCGACACCUUGUAGUGUCCAUCCCUUGACCAAUUCAGGCUGUUCUGAGGGCAAAAGCGGGUGUAACUCAAUAGUAGGAAGGUGUUCCUAAUGUUUGUACACUGUGUAUAGUACUAUGUAUUUUGACUGUUGGAUUGAUAUGAUCUGCUCAUACAUUGCCAUACAAGUGAGUGAGUUAAGACUAUUGUUUAAUGAACGACUCAGGUCUGAUGGAUACAGUUGUCCCUCAUACUCUCAUGUAUUAUUUGUAUGAACAAACCUCCACAUCAUUGUCAUAUCUACUUUUUAGGAAGGCUGUUCUGCAGAGUUUUGUGUAUGGGCACAACUUGUUUUAUUUAAUACAUGAACAUUUGAGUAAUUUAGCAGAUGCUCUUAUGCAGAGUGUCUUACAGGAGCAAUUCAAGUUUAGUGCCUUGCUCAAAGGUACCUCGACAGACCAAGUCGGCUUGGGGAUUCAAACCAGUGACUUUUCAGUGACUGGUACAACGCUUAUUAAUAUUAUGAUGAGUUGCUUUCCUUUCAUCAUUAAAACAUUCCUUUCUA